This is a messenger RNA of Trichomycterus rosablanca, 2434 nucleotides long. RefSeq names its product calcium activated nucleotidase 1b (gene cant1b). Gene Ontology annotation, biological process: proteoglycan biosynthetic process. NCBI's taxonomy places the organism in Eukaryota, Metazoa, Chordata, Actinopteri, Siluriformes, Trichomycteridae. The record is from RefSeq and is a predicted model, not a curated record. Bases 174 to 1388 code for a protein of 404 amino acids. The transcript has 4 exons. Gene Ontology annotation, molecular function: GDP phosphatase activity; calcium ion binding; UDP phosphatase activity.
GGCACAGUAGCAACGUUAUAGGGCUGCAGGGAAGGGGGGAAAGGCCUGGCUGUCGCAGGCUUGUGUUGAAGAUGGAGCGCAGAUAGUCCUUUCACAUUCUGCUACAAAACCGGCAUCAAAACAACUACACAAUUAAGGACAGUCGGGCUGUAAGUCCAUCUGCAGAUGACCCAAUGUCCUCUACUCGGAUCUCCAUAAGGGCCCUGCCCUCCUUGGCCUCCAUCGGCAGUGCUUCUUCAGACUCUCGCUUUUAUUUUAAAUGGAGGGUGAUCAUAGUGGUAGCCAUGCUAGCCUUGUGCCUUCUGUUCUACAUGCACCAGACAGCAGGAAGCAUCACGAACGGACAAAUGCAGCAGUUUACUCGUCACCACAGCAGUGACGCUUUCCACUCACGCCGCUUGAUUCGGGAAACUGAAUCAAAAGUGGUUACUGAGAUGCAUUACAAUUCCACCUACCCCCUGAGCCCGCCGGAACAAACGGCGUACGGCGUUCGCUACCGCAUUGCAGUGAUUGCAGACUUGGAUACAAAUUCCCGCAGCACGAAGGACAACACCUGGUUCAGUUACAUGCGCCGAGGCUAUCUGCUGGUGUCGGACAGUAGGGAAAACGUCGAGGUGGAGUGGGACCCGGACACGUCCGUGCUGGAGAGCCACCUUUCGGAAAAAGGCCGCGGCAUGGAGCUCUCUGACCUGGUGGCGUUUAACGGGCAUCUGUACAGUGUAGAUGAUCGUACGGGUGUGGUGUAUCGUAUUCAGGGCAACAGGGUUGUGCCCUGGGUCAUUCUGCCUGAUGGAGAUGGCACCGUUUCUAAAGGUUUUAAGGCAGAAUGGCUGGCGGUGAAGGAUGAGCACCUGUAUGUGGGCGGGCUGGGGAAGGAGUGGACCACCGCCACGGGCGAGUUUGUCAACAACGACCCCCAAUGGGUAAAGAUCAUCGGUUACCGCGGUGAUGUGCAGCACGAGAACUGGGUGCCUCACUACAACGGCCUGCGAAAUGCAGCAAGCAUCAAACCACCAGGCUACUUGAUCCACGAGUCGGGUGCUUGGAGCGAGCAUUUGAAGCGCUGGUUCUUCCUCCCACGCCGCGCCAGCUCCGAGCGCUACGACGAGACGGCCGACGAGCGCCGUGGCACCAACAUGCUCCUCAGCUGCCCGCCGGAUUUCAGCCAUUUCUCAGUGUCCCACACCGGCCCGCUGACCCUGACCCACGGCUUUUCUGCCUUCAGGUUCAUACCCAACACCAACGAUCGUCUAAUCCUGGCACUGAAGUCUGAAGAGGAUGCUGGGAAAAUUGCCACGUACAUCACAGCCUUCACUCUGGACGGUAAAAUCCUGCUGCCCGAGACGAAGAUAGGAGACGUGAAGUACGAGGGGCUGGAGUUCAUCUAGAAUUUUAGUCUAGUUUGGUAGGAAAUUCAGAACAGUGCAAUGUAGUGUAUUGAAAUGUCAUAAAAAGAUAAUGCAGUAUUUAUUUCUUUAUGAGAUUUCUGUCUAGGCAUGCUGGGCUGAUGGAGACAUGCCUGAAACCUGCUGCCAUUGUGAGGGAGACCAAUGAAUGCAAAUGUAAAUGUUUUAAUGUUUUUACGGCCGCUCACAGAGCGUUAUGUGCUUGUCUUGUAGUUUCUGAACAUGGAACGUGGUCGAGGUCUUUCCUCAACAAGCAGCACUUCUAUAGACUCAGGAGUUUUCAGUUAAAAUGCACAGUGCUCGGACUCUUCUUAAUAUGCAGAAAAACAGAAAGGAAAGUUUGUACUUGGAGAUGCAAAUGUAACGUUUGUCAGUGUGUUUUUAUUUUUUAUGAUUGUUUAUUUACAUUUGAACAAGAUUUUCUUUAACUGAUUCACUUAAUCAUUUAAAGUUAGCAGAAGGAACCCGGCUGCACUCGCACUGCAUGAUUAAACCCCAAAUUUAAUUAUAUUUUUCUCAUGUGACCCAGAUUUGCCUUUUAAAAUCACAGUAAAAUCACACAAUAUAUGGCCAAGUAUUUGGACGCCAGCCCAACUUUGUUGUUUCAGCCAAUCAGAUGUGAAGAAAAAAUGUGUAAAACUAAAGAUGUAUUUUGAUGGUUUACCUUUUAAACGCUACACCUUACUAGUGUAGUUUUGAUUGUUUUCAUUAUUUUAAACAUGACAGACAGCAGGCACCGAUUUAAUACGUUUAAAAAAAGUUCUGUAAUUUUAAAAAUAGAUAUUAUAAUGUAUAUUUUUAGUGUUGUAGACCAUGGAGAUAUUACUAGUCUUCUAACUAAAUUUGUAAAAACUAUUAGAUGAUAUUAAAAUGUUAUAGAUAUAAAACUUUAAACCUAACUAAGAACACGACGCGGGUUCAUACACACUGUUGCCCUGUUGGCAUUAUUUAUUUAUGAGAUGCAAAUCAUUUAUCAAUAUAAAGCCAACUUCUGUUGCAUCUAAAUAAAAAAAGAAAAUAUGUUUAAA